AUACAGAUAGACUGAACACGACGACAAUCAGCAAAAUACAUUUCCAUUCUUCUAUCAAACAUCUGACAUCAGCAAGCCGCCAAAAUGUCGCAGCCGUACCCCAUCUCCCUCUCCUCUCUCAGCCCGCGUGAAGCCAUCACCGACGCCCUGUACCGAGCCGCCAUUGGCAGCGAUCACCACGACACGGCGCUCUUCAACUCUGCAUGGGCCGGCGAAGACGUUUCCAUGGAAAUCCACGACGACAACAAGAGAGUCAUCCCGAACCUCUCCCUGAUCCGCACCCAUGUUUUCGACAAAGUUGGCCCUAUGGAUACCACACACAACAUCAGCAUGGUCCGCGUGCAUGUCGAGGAUGGCGCCGACACUGCGACUCUCACUGCUACGUCGAUGGCACAGCAUAGUCCUCCCGGCACGGGCAGGGAUCCGGCCGGGCCCAAGUACACUGUGGGCGGCGAGUAUUCGGUUGAGCUUGUCAAGGAUGAAGCGGGUGUGUGGAAGAUCAAGAGGUUGGUGUUGAAUGUUAUCUGGACUCUAGGAGAUGCCUCAUUGAUGGGCGGCCCUCCAAAAUAGACAUUGCUACCUAGGCAGAGGGCAGAUGUUUCGGGAAGCGCACAUGGUUUCUUUUUGCCUGUCUUGUCCUCGCGAAAUUACCCAUCCGAAAGAAGCAGCUCUAGCAGCGUUAUCUAAUGCAAGAAAUUGCUCACACAUAUAACGCGGCCAAUACUCUUCCUUUCGCCGUGGUAGACAUGUCAUG
Lasiosphaeria miniovina is the source of this 754-nucleotide messenger RNA. RefSeq lists its product as uncharacterized. The coding region runs from base 85 to 570 and encodes 161 amino acids. The record is from RefSeq and is a predicted model, not a curated record. The transcript has a single exon. NCBI's taxonomy places the organism in Eukaryota, Fungi, Ascomycota, Sordariomycetes, Sordariales, Lasiosphaeriaceae.